Messenger RNA from Ramularia collo-cygni, 2589 nucleotides. RefSeq names its product probable vesicle coat complex COPI, beta^ subunit. The coding region runs from base 1 to 2589 and encodes 862 amino acids. Gene Ontology annotation, molecular function: protein binding; structural molecule activity. Gene Ontology annotation, cellular component: COPI vesicle coat. The transcript is spliced from 4 exons. The record is from RefSeq and is a predicted model, not a curated record. NCBI's taxonomy places the organism in Eukaryota, Fungi, Ascomycota, Dothideomycetes, Mycosphaerellales, Mycosphaerellaceae. Gene Ontology annotation, biological process: retrograde vesicle-mediated transport, Golgi to endoplasmic reticulum; intracellular protein transport; intra-Golgi vesicle-mediated transport.
AUGAGGCUCGAUGUCAAGAGACAACUCUUCGCCCGCAGCGAGCGGGUCAAGGGUAUCGACUUUCAUCCCACAGAGCCAUGGAUCCUCACCACCCUCUACAGCGGUCACGUCUACAUCUGGUCCUACGAAACGCAAGCCAUCAUCAAGACCUUUGAACUGACCGAUGUCCCCGUCCGAGCCGGCCGCUUCAUUGCCCGCAAGAACUGGAUUGUCUGCGGCAGUGACGACUUUCAACUACGUGUCUACAACUACAACACAUCCGAGAAGAUCACCUCCUUCGAAGCCCACCCAGACUACAUUCGCGCCAUCGUCGUGCACCCGACACAGCCUUUUGUCCUGACCGCUAGUGAUGACAUGACCAUUAAGCUCUGGGAUUGGGACAAGCAAUGGAAGUGCGUGCAGGUGUUYGAAGGUCACUCGMACUAUGUCAUGGGUCUGGCUAUCAACCCAAAGGACACCAACACGUUCGCAUCCGCGUGUCUGGACCGGACGGUCAAGAUCUGGAGUCUGGGAAGUUCCACACCCAACUUUACUCUCGAGGCACAUGAGACCAAGGGUGUCAACCAUGUGGAAUACUACCCUCAGUCCGACAAGCCGUACCUCUUAACCRCAUCCGACGAUCGCACCGUGAAGAUCUGGGACUACACCACGAAAGCACUGAUUGCCACGCUUGAAGGUCACACAUCAAAUGUCUCCUUCGCAUGCUAUCACCCGGAACUGCCUGUCAUCAUCUCAGGAUCUGAAGAUGGCACGGUCAAGAUCUGGCACGCAAACACCUACCGGUUGGAGCAGUCCCUUUCAUAUGGUCUGGAGCGAGCAUGGUGUGUCUCUUACCAGCGUGGAAAGCAGGGAAUUGCCAUGGGUUUCGACGAUGGAGCGGUGGUUGUGAAGAUGGGUCGCGAGGAGCCCGCGGUGUCGAUGGAUGGCUCCGGGAAGAUCAUUUGGGCGAGACAUUCCGAGAUCCUCACAUCUGUCAUCAAAGGUGGUGACAAGUCAGUCAAGGACGGCCAAGCCAUCACUCUUUCCUCAAAAGAUCUCGGCAGCACCGAAAUCUAUCCCCAGACCCUCCUGCACUCUCCCAACGGUCGUUUCGUGGCUGUGUGUGGAGACGGCGAAUACAUCAUCUACACCGCUCUUGCUCUUCGAAACCAAGCCUUCGGAUCCGCACUGGACUUUGCAUGGGCCUCAAAGGAGAACGACAAGGACUACGCUAUUCGGGAAUCACCAUACUCGGUCAAGAUAUAUCGCAACUUCAAGCCCAAGUCCGGUGAUGGCAGCGUCAAUGUUGGUUUCACAGCUGAAGCUCUGAGUGGAGGUGUCCUUCUCGGAGUCAAAGGACAAGGUGGGGUCGGCUUCUUCGACUGGGAGACUGGCAAGCUUGUCCGCAGAAUCGAAGUCGAGCCGAGAAAUGUCUACUGGUCCGAGUCCGGAGAGCUGGUCUGUCUGGCAUGUGAGGACACAUACUAUGUUCUGCGCUACUCGAGAGAACAGUAUCUUGCUGCUCUGCAAUCCGGAGCAGUGGACGAGGAUGGUGUUGAGGAGGCCUUUGAGGUUGUCUGUGACAUUAACGAGAGUGUACGAACAGGACAGUGGAUCGGCGACUGUUUCGUCUACACCAAUUCCACCAACCGUCUCAACUACCUUGUCGGUGACCAAACAUACACCAUCUCCCACUUCGACCAACCUUACUACGUUCUUGGCUACCUAACCCGCGACGGCCGCGUUUACGUUUGCGACAAGGACGUCGCCGUCACAUCUUUUGCUCUUUCCGUCAGCGUUAUCGAAUAUCAAACUCUCGUCCUACGUGGAGAUCUCGAAGCGGCGACCGAAAUGCUCUCGCAAGGAGAGAUUCCUGAGAGUGAAAAGAACAAGAUCGCCCGAUUCUUGGAAGGACAAGGCUACAAGGAGGAAGCUCUGGAAGUCGCCACGGAUAGCGAACAUCGAUUUGAACUCGCGUUGGGUCYCGGACAGCUGCAAAUCGCAUUGGAGUUGGCGAGAGAAGCGGAUGUGGAGCACAAGUGGAAGACGGUCGGUGAUGCAGCUCUUACGGGCUGGGAUAUGAAACUCGCAGAGGAGUGCUUCCGAAACGGAAAGGAUCUCGGAUCAUUACUGCUGCUUUACACCAGCUCUUGCGACUCGGAGGGACUGAAAUGGUUAGCGAAGACUGCCGGUGAGGCUGGACAGUGGAACGUGGCUUUCACUUGUCUAUGGCAGGCUGGAGAUGUGGAUGCCGCAUUGGAUGUGCUGCUCAAGACGGGACGAGAGGCAGAGGCGGUGCUGUUCGCGCAGACAUACAGACCCGGACGGUGUAAAGAAAUCGUUGGAGAUUGGAAGAAGAGUUUAGCGAAGGCUGGAAAGGGGAAAGUCGAGAGGUUGAUUGGUGUUCCUGGGGAGGAUGAAGAGAUGUUCCCUGAGUGGGAAGAGUGGUUGAGACUUGAGAAAGAGGGUGGUUCGUACGGUGACCUGAUUGAUGUUGGGGAUGCAGAGACACAGCCCGCUGCGGAGGAAGAAGAGGAUGCCGAAGAGGAGGCCGAGGAGGUUGAGGCUGAUGCUGAUGCUGAUGCCGAUGCCGAAGAGGAAAAGGCUUGA